Paramecium octaurelia is the source of this 711-nucleotide messenger RNA. The record is from the annotation of a GenBank genome assembly. NCBI's taxonomy places the organism in Eukaryota, Ciliophora, Oligohymenophorea, Peniculida, Parameciidae.
AUGUGGCGAAAGAAAUAUCAUAAUCUCCUCUCUCCCCUCAUUCAAUUUAUUUAAUAUUAAUUUUUAAUUUAUGGGAAUUUUCAUAUGCUAAUUAAACCUCAACUUACUCAAUUAUAGAGAUGGAGAAAACAUCUUCUGUAAAAUAUAUAAGAAUUUAUUGACUACUGUCAUCACAUAUACACUCCUUCUUUUUCCGAAUACCCACUCUAUUCGUUUUAUGUCAUCUUAUGUCAUUAUUCUCUUAGGUAAAUCACUAUUUAUUUAUGCACCCUUAUAACAUCACUACUGCUGCAACACUACUAACCUGUAAUUGCUUUUGAACUAUUAAAUAUUCGUAAUAUAUAAUUUGUUUAUUAUUCUAUAAAUUUACUCAAUUUGCAACAUCAUUUAUUUAUUUGUCAUUAACUUAGAAGAAGUAGAUAUUCUUCCAAGAUUAUACUGCAGAUUUCAACUAGAUUUCCCUAUUCCCUUAACCCAAUCUUAUAAUCAAUUUUGACAUACCCUCUAUUACAAAUAAAUUAAAGAGUAAAUUCACUCCUUCACUUAAGAAUAUUAUUAAUUAGCCGAUUUACUAAUCUGCCAUCCUUUUAUUUAAUUGAUUCAACUGCUCCCCUCAAAGAAUAAUUGGCCUUAAUCAUUAUAAUUAACAUUUUGAUGGAUUAUGCAAUGCUUUAGAAUUGAAAAUUUAGAUUUGACAUAAACCAAAAUUUA